Molecule: messenger RNA, 2217 nt
Organism: Euleptes europaea (tarantolino)
Lineage: Eukaryota; Metazoa; Chordata; Lepidosauria; Squamata; Sphaerodactylidae
Gene: RHOT1
Product: ras homolog family member T1
Exons: 21
Coding region: 70-2193 (707 amino acids)
Biological process (GO): small GTPase-mediated signal transduction; regulation of mitochondrion organization; mitochondrion organization
Cellular component (GO): mitochondrial outer membrane
Molecular function (GO): GTPase activity; GTP binding; calcium ion binding
Source: RefSeq, a predicted model, not a curated record
CUUCGUUGCAGUCCUGAUGUGAGCGGGGCCCGGCUUGAGGGGCCCAGGAGAAGAAGAAGGAGCGGGGAGAUGAAGAAGGACGUGAGGAUCCUGCUGGUGGGAGAACCCAGAGUUGGGAAGACGUCACUUAUUAUGUCUCUUGUCAGUGAAGAAUUUCCGGAAGAGGUUCCUCCACGAGCAGAAGAAAUCACAAUCCCAGCAGAUGUUACGCCAGAAAGAGUGCCAACCCAUAUAGUGGAUUAUUCAGAAUCUGAGCAAAGUGACGAGCAGCUCCAUCAUGAAAUAUCGCAAGCAAAUGUAAUUUGCAUAGUAUAUGCCGUUAACAACAAGAAUUCAAUUGAAAAGGUGACAAGCCGAUGGAUACCGCUCAUCAGUGAAAGAACGGACAAGGAUAGCAGACUGCCUCUUAUACUGGUUGGGAAUAAAUCGGAUCUGGUGGAAUACAGCAGUAUGGAAACCAUCCUUCCUAUCAUGAACCAAUACACUGAGAUAGAAACUUGUGUAGAGUGCUCAGCCAAGAACUUGAAGAAUAUUUCUGAGCUAUUCUAUUAUGCACAGAAAGCUGUUCUGCAUCCUACAGGGCCCCUAUAUUGUCCAGAAGAAAAAGAGAUGAAACCUGCCUGUAUAAAAGCUUUAACUCGGAUCUUCAGAAUUUCAGAUCAAGAUAAUGAUGGCACCCUUAAUGAUGCAGAGCUCAACUUCUUUCAGCGAAUCUGUUUCAACACACCAUUAGCACCGCAAGCUCUGGAAGAUGUCAAGAAUGUAGUCCGGAAAAAUCUCAGUGAUGGAGUUGCAGAUAAUGGUUUAACGUUAAAAGGCUUUCUUUUUCUACACACACUUUUUAUUCAGCGAGGGAGACAUGAAACAACUUGGACAGUAUUGCGUCGUUUUGGAUAUGAUGAUGACCUAGAGCUCACUCCAGAGUAUUUGUUUCCUGUGUUAAAAAUACCUUCUGACUGCACAACAGAAUUGAAUCACCAUGCAUAUCUAUUUCUGCAAAGCAUUUUUGAUAAGCAUGAUUUGGACCGAGAUUGUGCUUUGUCUCCUGAUGAGCUCAAAGAUUUGUUUAAAGUUUUCCCUUACAUACCGUGGGGGCCUGAUGUCAACAACACCGUUUGUACAAACGAAAGGGGCUGGAUAACAUAUCAGGGAUUUCUGUCUCAAUGGACAUUAACUACGUACUUGGAUGUUCAGCGCUGCCUUGAGUACUUGGGAUAUUUAGGAUAUUCAAUAUUAACGGAACAGGAAUCUCAGGCAUCAGCAAUUACAGUGACUAGAGACAAGAAGAUUGACCUACAGAAAAAACAGACUCAGAGGAAUGUAUUCAGGUGUAAUCUAAUUGGGAUGAAAGGCUGUGGGAAAAGUGGGGUCCUCCAGGCACUGCUUGGAAGAAACCUAAUGAGACAGAAGCAAAUACGUCCAGACCACAAAUCUUAUUAUGCAAUUAAUACAGUCUACGUAUAUGGCCAAGAAAAAUAUUUACUGUUGCAUAAUGUGUGUGAAUCUGACUUCUUAUGCGAUGCUGACAUCGUAUGUGAUGCUGUAUGCCUGGUGUAUGAUGUCAGCAAUCCCAAAUCCUUUGAAUACUGUGCCAGGAUUUUUAAGCAACACUUCAUGGACAGCCGAAUACCUUGCUUAGUGAUAGCUGCCAAGUCAGACCUGCAUGAAGUUAGGCAGCAAUAUGGUGUUUCUCCAGCGGACUUCUGCAAAAAACACAAAAUGCCUCCACCACAAGCCUUUUCUUGUAACACUGUUGAUGCACCCAAUAAGGACAUCUUUGUUAAGCUGACAACGAUGGCCAUGUAUCCCCAUGCCCGGUUACGCUGUAUGUGCACCUGCAACAGGUGUACAUUUUGCAUCUGUCAGAACCUCCUCAACUCAGACUUGCUGCAAUCUGUAAAGAACAAACUCUUCACUGCAGUUCUUAACAGGUUGAGAGCCCGUGUAGAUGAGUUGGGUGCCAUCCUGUUAUCAGACGAGGAGAGCAGUAUUGUUCACCAGGUGCACGCCGUCAGCUCUGUAGAAGAUUCCAUCUUCAUGGAGUCAUCCCUUGAUCCACAAUUCCUUGAAGACAGGCAUGUGACACAAGCAGACCUCAAGAGCUCUACCUUUUGGCUUCGUGCAAGUUUCGGUGCUACGGUUUUCGCUGUUUUGGGCUUCGCCAUGUACAGAGCAUUACUAAAGCAGCGAUGAUCGGGAAGGAAGCACAUUUGGGGG